Messenger RNA from Lynx canadensis (Canada lynx), 2008 nucleotides. It is a transcript of the gene ADAP2, whose product is annotated as ArfGAP with dual PH domains 2. Gene Ontology annotation, biological process: positive regulation of GTPase activity. The coding region runs from base 47 to 1192 and encodes 381 amino acids. Gene Ontology annotation, molecular function: GTPase activator activity; phosphatidylinositol bisphosphate binding. The record is from RefSeq and is a predicted model, not a curated record. Lineage: Eukaryota; Metazoa; Chordata; Mammalia; Carnivora; Felidae. Gene Ontology annotation, cellular component: intracellular membrane-bounded organelle; plasma membrane. The transcript is spliced from 11 exons.
CCGGGGGACCGCCGGGCUGAGCCCCGCUGAGCCCACCGGGCCGGCCAUGGGCGACCGCGAACGCAACAAGAAGCGGCUGCUGGAGCUGCUGCAGGCGGCGGGCACCGGCAACUCUCACUGCGCCGACUGCGGGGCGGCGGAUCCUGACUGGGCCUCCUACAAGCUGGGCAUCUUCAUCUGUCUGAAUUGCUCCGGCGUCCACCGCAACUUCCCAGACAUCAGCAGAGUUAAAUCCGUGAGACUUGACUUCUGGGAUGACAGUACCGUGGAGUUUAUGACCCACAACGGGAACCUCCGUGUGAAGGCCAAGUAUGAAGCCAGAGUCCCUGCUUUCUACUAUAUCCCCCAGGCCAACGACUGUCUGGUCUUAAAGGAACAGUGGAUUCGAGCUAAGUAUGAAAGACAGGAAUUCAUGGCCGAUGGGAAAACCAUCUCACCCCCAGGUAACCGAGAAGGGUUCUUGUGGAAGCGGGGAAGAGACAAUGCACAGUUCCUGAGAAGGAAGUUUGUUCUCCUGGCAAGAGAAGGCCUCCUGAAAUACUAUACUAAAGAAGAGGGUAAAGGCCCCAAAGCUGUCAUCAGCAUCAGAGACUUGAAUGCCACCUUUGAAACAGAGAAGAUAGGGAACCCCCACGGGCUGCAGAUCACCUACAGGAGAGAGGGCCACAUCAGGAACCUGUUCGUGUACCACGAAAGUGGGAAGGAGAUAGUGGACUGGUUCAAUGCCCUCCGUGCAGCCCGUCUGCAGUACCUAAAAACGGCCUUUCCUGAGCUCCCAGAGUCUGAGCUCGUGCCCCUCAUCACCAGGAACUACCUCAAACAAGGCUUCAUGGAAAAGACGGGCCCAAAGCAGAGAGAACCUUUCAAGAAAAGGUGGUUUGCCCUGGAUCCCCAGGAGCGGAGGCUGCUCUAUUACAAGAACCCACUGGAUGCCUUUGAACAGGGCCAGGUUUUUCUUGGGAGCAACGAGCAGGGGUAUGAUGUAUAUGAAGACCUGCCCAAGGGCAUCCGAGGGAACCGCUGGAAAGCUGGCCUCACCAUCAUCACCCCUGAGCGGAGGUUCGUCUUCACCUGCCCCAGCGAGAAGGAGCAGCGGGAAUGGCUGGAGAGCUUUCAGGAUGUCCUCUCCCGCCCCCUGACGCCCCUCAACCUCCUCGCUGCAUCAACAGAGGGCAGCCACGGCCGCAGGUGACCCAUUAGCUGAGGAGCUGGCCACUGGUCACCCGGAGCUUGUGGUGGGAAGGACAAGUUCUCACCUUGGCCUUGGUUGCCCAGCUGGAGGGCCCCAUAGGCAACAGCCAUCGCCGGCCAUGAACUCUGCCAAGACUGAAGCUUUGGCCUUUACCUGUUGGCUCCCCAGGCCUUCCCACUGCCCAGCCCUGGGGGUCUUGGGGCUCUGGCACAUGUCCUCAAGGCCCAGGACAUCUGAAAUGAAGGCACCGCAAUGGAAAGCCACCCACCGUGUCAUGCAAGUGGCAUUUUUGCUCAAAGAGAAAAAAAGUUUAAUCUGGAUCUAACCAUGAGGAACUAAUCAGACAAAUUCACAUUAGAGACAUUCUCUGAAACAGCUGGCCUGGACUCUUCAAAAGUGUCAGUAUCAUGAAAGAUAAAGUAGUGAGGAAAGGGUUCUAGAUUUAAAAAGACUAAGGAGGCAAGAAAAUGCAAUUCAUGAUUCUUGACUGGAUCCUGGAUUUUUAUGAUUUAUUUUUUUAAAGAUUUUUAUUUGUAAGUAAUCUCUACACCCAACGUGGGGUUCAAAUUUACAACCCCGAGAUCAGGAGUUGCACACUCUCCUGACUGAGCCAGCCAGGCUCCCCUGGAUCCUGGAUUUUUACAAAGCAGCUACAAAAGACAUAAUGGAGAUAACUGGGGAAGUUUGAACAUGGAUGUAUACUAGCCAAAGAGUGUUGUAAAACUGAUAAUUAUGUUGUAUUUGUGUAGAUUGUUCUUGUUCUUCAGGGAUACGUGCUAAAGUGUUCAGGGGUAAAGUGUAAUAAUUUUUAGUCUA